AUCAAUGCCGAUUUUCAAAAAUUAAUUUAGGUGCAUGCAAUAUCAAGUUAUUCUACCUUUCAUUUUUAUCUUACAGUCAACAUUAAAAUUCUAGUCUUAUAAUUUUGAAUAAAUUAAGCACCUAAUAAAUUCCGGUCAUCACCUAUAAAUACCCUUAACAACAACACAACACAGCAUAAACCUAUGAAAUUCAACAUCUUAUAUUAAUUUCUAGUGAAAUUUUUGAGCAUGGCUGAACAGAAACACCACCACCUUUUCCACCGCAACAAGGACGAGGACAAGCCCGAUGAGGCUAAAGUCUACUCGGAGACUACUGACUAUACUGAAUACCGGAGCGAAGACGUCGUAGCACCUCCACCACCAGCUGAUGAACAUGACUACAAAGAGGAGGAGAAACACCACAAGCGUCAGCAACAUCUCGGCGAGCUCGGCACUGCAGCCGCCGGCGCCUUUGCCUUGUACGAGAAGCACGAAGCAAAAAAAGAUCCAGAGCAUGCACAUAGGCACAAGGUAGAAGAAGAAGUGGCAGCAGCUGCUGCAGUUGGUUCUGGAGGAUUUGCCUUUCAUGAGCGCCAUGACAAGAAAGAAGCUCAUGGCAACAAGAAGCACCAUCUCUUUUAAUUAUUUAUUAGUACAUUUUAUAUAUUUGUUACCAUGUGAAAUUAAUAAUAAAGAAACUCUCGUUAAUAAUAGUAUUUGUUAAUUGUAUGUGAGCUAGAGAGUGAGCUUUUCCUGUGUUAGUACCGAUUUGUUAUCAUAUUGUAUCUAUGUCAAUUCUCUAAAUAAACUAUAUUUUGAGUGA
Mercurialis annua (annual mercury) is the source of this 802-nucleotide messenger RNA. RefSeq names its product abscisic stress-ripening protein 5-like. Lineage: Eukaryota; Viridiplantae; Streptophyta; Magnoliopsida; Malpighiales; Euphorbiaceae. The coding region runs from base 229 to 621 and encodes 130 amino acids. The record is from RefSeq and is a predicted model, not a curated record. The transcript is spliced from 2 exons.